CAGACAGACCAGAUCACUUCUCUUGAGCUCCAGACAGCCCGGUCCAUUGAACCUACAAACAUCGCUAAUUCAACCAUCAAUAAGACAAGCUGUUUAUUAUUGUAACAUUUUUCACUUUCUCAUCUGUUCCCUGAAGAAAACAUAAUGUCUGUGUGCAAGACUUUGAUCGUCCUCAGCGCGUUUAUGGCAGCAGCCUAUGGCCUGACAUGUCGUGAGUGCUACAUCGGGAUCUUCAGCACAUGUAUUUUAGGGACAAACACCGACUGUAACAACGGCACCUCCAGCUGUUACCGUGGAGACGCCCAGUUCAAUGCCACUGGCGCUCUGAAGCUUCAUAACCGCGGCUGCAUCGACACGGACCUGUGUGGAAAGACCCUGACAGGUUCACUCCUGGGAGCCGCCUACACCUCCACCUUCAACUGCUGCUCCACCGACAUGUGUAACUCCGCCUCCUCGUUGCAUCUAUCAGUCGCCAUAGGAACAGUCCUGACACUCCUCAGCACUCUCUGGGUUUCACAGUAGACCCCAACAACAACACACACUGAAGGAUUAUGCUAAACAGAGAAAAUUAUUAUUAUUAUUAUUAUUAUUAUUAUUAUUCAAAAUGUAUUCAUUUGAGGUUUAAAUCAUGACAUUAUGCAUUACAAUAAAUGGAAAAGUGUCCAAGUAUUUGACUACAUAAGAAGAGAUCUGGUCUAGAGGGAUGGAAGUGAUCAUGUAGCUGUAGUUGCAUGUUAGCUUCUGUUGCUAUGAACAGGCCUAAAAUGUUAUAAUUUUGACUGAGUUAUGUUUUAUUUUAUGGUGUAAGUUGAGAUAAAGCUGUAGGUGACAAAUUUGUUUACUUCUGCUAACAUCUACAACAACUAAACAAAUGAUUUUCCAAACCCUGACUCUGACAAUUCUCCAUAAAUAUGCAAAAACAUGAUACAGAGCAUGAUACAGCAACAUGACAAACCUGAUGUGAUGUGCAGUAGCUUUAUUAGCAGGAAGGGGAGUCUCAGAGUGUGAAAAACACAAGUGAAACUUGUUUUGGUUGAAUAUAGCGUUUUCAAAACCAUAAAAAGUGUGUUAGCAGUUAAUACACUAGAAGUCAAAUGCCUUCUCUUUAAACAAACACAAAUUUAAUCUUAACUUAAACCAUAAACCAUUCCAUAACUUAAAGAUGCACUUUGCUUUGGUUGGAUGUCUACUUGUUUUUAUAAGUAUGCCAUUGCUCUGCCUGGAAUGUUCCACAGUAUGUUAUUAAACAGCUCUACCUUACAUUUAUUCAGUUACAGGUGGUUUUAUAGCUCAAGUUAGUUUUAUACCUAGAAUAACUAGUAUUCUGACUGUGAGUGAGUUUGUUUGUCCACAGAUCUGACCUGUAAUUUGGUCAGGUUUCGUUUCCAUGACGAUAGAAAGGUUUAAUAGGAUACUGUGAAACAUUCCAGAGAAAUAGCCUUUAAUAGCCUUAAUAAAGCAUGAACUCUAACCCUAACAAAUAGUUUAACAUAUUCUAUAUUAACUUAUCAUUUAUGCUAAAAUUUGAUUUAAACUGAUUCUGUACAAUAUUUAAAACACAUUUAAACUGGUGGUCCUGUGUCUAUAGCCUGUACGAACACAACACAACCAAUCAGAAGGGACAAAUAAUUGUAGUGUUAAAGAAGACCUAGCGUGCAUCUGUUGGCUAUAUAGUUAUAAUCUAUGGAUCAUGAUGUUGUAAUUUGCAUAUUUUAAAUUGUAAUAUUCAUCUCAACGACUUAAUAAAAGAGACAAAACAAAAAAAGAAACAACAAAGAUUGCUCAAACAUACACAAAUCACUCCAAAUACAACUUGGCGUGAGAGGAAAAAAAUAUAACAUUGUUAAAGCUCUGAAAAGUUGAUUUUGCAUUAUAGGUUUGCUUUAAUGUUUUGUAAGUUUUUUUUUGUUUUUUUUUUUUAGAUUUUUAUAUUAUAUUUGUUUUGUAAUUCACUAUUUUUGUUGAUGAUUAAACUAUGAAGGGGCCAAUAUUAACAA
Messenger RNA from Boleophthalmus pectinirostris (great blue-spotted mudskipper), 1997 nucleotides. RefSeq names its product sperm acrosome membrane-associated protein 4-like. The record is from RefSeq and is a predicted model, not a curated record. Bases 145 to 522 code for a protein of 125 amino acids. The transcript is spliced from 3 exons. Lineage: Eukaryota; Metazoa; Chordata; Actinopteri; Gobiiformes; Gobiidae.